AUGGCGAUCGUGCACACGGUCGAUCCUGCGCAGAGCGACCCGGGGGCGGCGCCACGGCCCCCGGUCGGCAUGUGGGUGUACCUCGGCGACGUCGUGCACGCCGGUCUCGGCACGUCGACGACGCUGCCGACGACCUGGCAGGCCGUCGUCGACGAGUUCGGCGACUUCCCGCCGAUCGAGGUCACGGUCGACGGCGGGGAGCCUUGGGUCAUCGAGCGCGGCGCCUACGUGCGCGUCCGGUUCGUGCUGCGAGACGGGUUCCUACUUGACCACUGGUGCAUUGUGGUUGGUGCAGUCGAGGACGUUUCGCUCCCGGGGGGCUUCAGGAUCCUCGUCGCGAGGAUCCUCGCCUCACGGGACCUCAAGCGCCUGACAGGCGGCCUGGUUGAUCUCGACCGGAUGCCGCGCGAGGUGCGCGGGGCGACAACGUCUGCCGGCAUGAUUCGCGAGCAGGUCGGGAUCCCGCUCUCCGCGAUCUUGGACGUCCGCGGCCCUCUUGCGAACGGCAUGGCGCCCUGCGGCACCGCUGACAAGGGCGACCUUCACCCGGUGUCCGCGGACGUCGAUCUGGUGACGGGUGUCAAGCGACGGAUCGUCGAUGACGUCGAACACCCCGUACCCAGGGUGCAGUACUAUGAGAGAGAGGAUGAGGCAGACCAAGCCGGAGAUUGGGAUGCGGCGGUGAUGGCGGCGCGAGGAUCGCGCCGGAUGCGGCCGGCGACUCGCCCUCGGGGAGCGACACUCGCGCCGACGAGCACGGAGCUCGCUCGCACAUGA
Molecule: messenger RNA, 777 nt
Organism: Pedinophyceae sp. YPF-701
Lineage: Eukaryota; Viridiplantae; Chlorophyta; Pedinophyceae
Source: the annotation of a GenBank genome assembly